AUGAUAGCAGCGCUGGCUCGAUACAUCAGUAGGCCACCGCGGGUCAUUGUAAAGGCCAGAUAUGCGUCCACUUACCUCCAAGGACACCUGCGGUCCAGAGUUUUGCAAAUAUCUCAGCAACGUUGUGGUUGUGACCAUAGUUGUUUCAGCUUCAAAGACGUCUUUGUUCGAGUCACUGUCAUCAAGUCACAUUUCAUAGACGGCCUAACAAUAGCUGUUGGAUGGAUAUAUUUUUCUGCAUGGAGCCUAUCAUUUUAUCCGCAGAUAUAUCUGAACUUCAGAAGAAAAAGGUGGGACAUUCUGCAUUACCAAACUGUAACUUCUGAUCCGGCUGUUUAUAUCAGGGCAGAGUAUGUGAGGGAACAUCCUCGAAGUCCGAUUCCUGUUUUGAUGAACGAUGUGAUCUUUGCACUUCAUGCUCUUACAGCCUGCGUCAUAACUGCAACACAGUGUCUCUUCUAUGAGAGAGAAAAUCAGAGUGUGUCUGUGAUCUGCAAAGUGCUGUCUUCAGUCCUUGUUUUAUUCGCUGCUUUCUCUGCGCUGGCAUCUUUGUUUAAGUUCAUAAGCAUUCUUCAACUUAUCAUGUGUUUUUCGUAUGUAAAAAUGGUCGUCACUCUUUCAAAAUACUUCCCACAGAUGUGCUUCAAUUUUCGACGGAAAAGCACAGUUGGUUGGUCUAUCGGGAACGUACUACUCGACUUUACUGGUGGUUCGAUGGACAUUCUACAAAUGAUGCUCCAAUGUGUGAACGUCAGCAACUGGGUUGCAUUCUAUGGUAAUCCUGUAAAAUUCGGUUUAGGCCUUGUAUCAAUUCUUUUUGAUAUAAUCUUCAUUAUUCAACACUAUGUUUUGUAUAGGGGAAAUUCCGAAGCACCCCAAAAUUCAUCCCAAACAAUUCAUUGGAUUAUAACUUCAGAUGAGCCCAUAUUAGAGGAUGUUUCCAUCUGA
This is a messenger RNA of Angiostrongylus costaricensis, 948 nucleotides long. The record is from the annotation of a GenBank genome assembly. Lineage: Eukaryota; Metazoa; Nematoda; Chromadorea; Rhabditida; Metastrongylidae.